AUUCAGUAAUUAGAAUCGUGGCACCAUUCGGUACCGUAUAACCACAGAAAAAUGCCUAUGUAACUAUUGUCUGUGGUAUGUAAUAACAAUAAUCUGGUAAUGGAAGGGAAUGGAACUCAUAUUAUCUGGCAACAUUGACACGAAUGUUACGAUAAAAAAUAACGGGUGUAUAAACGAUUGUAUAUUUUAUUUAUCGCCAAAUGUUUAUUUCGUGAAUUAAAGCAGUGUGCAAAAAACGCUCAAAGUGUGGAGAGUUGAAAACGCCUGCGUUUCGAACAAACACAAACCUAAAAAGUGAUGUGUAAUGUGAUUGAGCAUUUAUAGAGAAUUAGAAAUAAUCACAAAUAUUGAAUGGAAACUACAAAAGUUUGCAGCUGCUUGAAAUUAUUUAAUAUAUAAAAAAUAUAUAAUUUUGAUUAAUGCAUUAUUUUUCGAAAGUUUUAAAAUUUAGGUAGGUAAAAUUGUUUGAAAAUAUAUUUUUGCCAUCUAUUUUAAUAAAUGCAUUAGGAAUAUCAGUGCUUUCUUCUCAAUAAGAAACAUGUCCUUUAAAUAUCCAGAAGCAAGAAGAGAUGAAUCUGUUAAAGACGAUUAUUUUGGAGUCCAGAUUGCGGAUCCCUACCGUUGGUUGGAAGAUCCAGAUUCGAAAGAAACACAAGAAUUUGUUCAAACUCAAAAUGAAAUUACUAAACCAUAUUUAAAUGGCUGUGCAUAUAAGGAUAAAAUAAAAGAUAAAGUUACUCAACUGUGGAACUAUCCAAAGUAUUCCAUACCUUUCCGACAUGGGAAUAAAUAUUAUCAGUAUAGAAACUCGGGUUUACAAAAUCAAAGUGUCAUUUUCGUUCAGGAGAGUUUAAAGGAUGAAGCAAAAGUAUUUUUAGAUCCGAAUACAUUUUCGGAAGACGGUACUGUCGCAUUGUCUGGAACGGCAUUUUCCGAAGAUGGUAAAACUUUUGCUUACGGUCUUAGUGCCAGUGGUUCUGAUUGGAUUGAAAUAAAAUUUAAAAAUGUGCAAACUGGUAAAGACUAUGAUGAGGUUUUAAAAAAAGUAAAAUAUUCGCCAAUGACUUGGAUGCAUGAUAAUAAAGGAUUUUUCUAUGGGGCUUACUUGGAUCAAACAGGUAAAGCCGAUGGUUCUGAAACCAAAUCCAAUAAAAAUCAAAAAUUAUAUUAUCAUCAACUAGGCACGGAUCAGUCAAAAGAUAUCAUGGCUGUGGAAUUUGAUGAUGAACAACUUAGAAUGGGAGCUCAUGUAAGUCACUGUGGGAAUUACUUAAUAGUGACACCAAUUAAAGGGUGUAAAAAUAAUUUGUUAUAUUUUACAAAGUUUCAACCUGAUAAAACAGUUACCAAAAAACUUGAACUGACUCCAAUCGUUACGGAGUUUAAUGCAGAUUAUGAGUAUGUUACAAAUACUGGAACCAAAUUUGUAUUCUUAACAAACAAAAAUGCUCCAAACAGCAGGCUCAUUGUCAUUGAUAUUGAAAAUUAUGCAGAAUUGAAUUGGGUCGAUUUGGUAAAAGAACACCCAAAGGAUGUGCUUCAUUGGGCACAUAUUAUAAAUAACAACAUGCUUGUUCUCUGUUAUCUGAAGGAUGUUAAGAAUGUCAUGGCAAUUCAUGAUUUAAAGUCAGGUAAAAAAAUAUAUGAUUUCAAAUUGGAUGUGGGUUCAAUUUCAGCUGUAUCUGGCAAAUAUUUCCAUAAAGAAAUGUUUUUCAGUUUCUGUUCAUUUUUAACACCAAAUAUUAUCCACAAAGUCGACUUUGACGGUGACAAAAUCUCGGAAUCGGUAAUUCACGAAACUAAAGUAGGAGAUUUUAAUCCCUCUUUAUAUCAAACUGAACAGGUUUUCUUUAAAAGCAAGGAUGGCACGAAUAUUCCUAUGUUUAUUGUUAGCAAAAAGGGACUUGUUAAAGAUGGUUCUAAAUGCUGUCUACUUUAUGGCUAUGGUGGUUUUAAUAUAAAUUUAACUCCCUUUUUUGGAGUAUCAAGUAUAAUAUUCAUCAACAACUUCGACGGUGUUUUUGCUUUAGCAAAUAUUCGUGGUGGGGGUGAAUAUGGUGAGAAAUGGCACAAUGGAGGUCGUUUUGACAAGAAGCAGAAUUGCUUUGAUGAUUUUCAGUAUGCAGCUAAAUAUUUAGUAAAUGAAAAAUAUACAAGUGUGAAUAAACUAACAAUUCAAGGUGGUUCAAAUGGUGGACUUUUAGUGGCUGCUUGUGUCAAUCAGGCUCCAGAUUUGUUUGGAGCUGCUAUAUGCCAAGUUGGUGUUCUAGAUAUGUUACGAUACCAUAAGUUUACCAUAGGUUAUGCUUGGACAUCAGACUAUGGAUCUUCAGAAGAAGAAGAACAGUUUAGAUAUUUAAUUAAAUAUUCACCAUUGCAUAGCAUACAGAUACCAAAAGAAGGGAGCCAGUAUCCAGCUACUUUACUUCUCACAGCAGAUCACGAUGAUCGUGUGGUUCCACUACACUCGCUGAAAUUUAUAGCGGAGCUGCAAAACAAAGUUGGUAAAUUGCCGCAGCAAAAGAAUCCAUUGAUGGUACGUAUAGAAACAAAAGCAGGUCAUGGUGCAGGAAAACCCACAUCAAAACUAAUUGAGGAAGUCACUGAUUACUAUUGUUUUAUUUCAAGAGCAUUAAAUCUAAAAUUCCUAGACUGAUAGGAUUUAUGGGUAUAAUUAAUGCAAUUACCAAAUAUUUUUAUAAGUUUCAUGUAACAUUUUUCUAUACAGAUUGUCUUAGAAGCACUUAAAGAAAGUUUUAAAUCUUCAGCAUUUGUAAAAAUUAAACUAUUUAGGUACAUAAAAUUGAUAUAAUCCCUAAUUUAUAAUUAAUAGCAACGUACUUAAAAAAAAUACAAAUAUAAAAACAUACUUAUUUUUUUAUAACUUAUUAACACAUUGUUAAUCAUUGUAAGGAAUUGUUAAAAAAAGGUACCUAGUUUGUGUAGCGCUUUAGUUCAUGUAAUUUUAGAAUAAUUUUUAUAAAGAAUUGUUAAUGUGAUAAUGCUAGAUUUUUACAUAGCAGAUAUUAAAAAAAAGUUGCAAAUGUGAGUGAAUUUUCGAUAAAAAAAUUUUGAGCAUUUAAAUGUUAACAAGUCUCAAUUGUGUGAUUUUGAAAUAUGCGCUAAUUACCGUUUUAACUAAAUGUAAAAAAUUGUAAUUGUAAUAAACUUAUAUAAAAAAAUUU
This is a messenger RNA of Anoplophora glabripennis (Asian longhorned beetle), 3185 nucleotides long. Its product is annotated as prolyl endopeptidase. Lineage: Eukaryota; Metazoa; Arthropoda; Insecta; Coleoptera; Cerambycidae. Gene Ontology annotation, cellular component: cytosol. The record is from RefSeq and is a predicted model, not a curated record. Gene Ontology annotation, molecular function: oligopeptidase activity; serine-type endopeptidase activity. The transcript has 13 exons. The coding region runs from base 539 to 2656 and encodes 705 amino acids. Gene Ontology annotation, biological process: proteolysis.